AUGAUAUUUCCAAUACCCAAAAACACUUAUAGAGAAGGAGAUCUCAAGGUUGCUUUAUUGUCUUAUCUCCUAGGAACUAAUCAAAAUUCCAUUUUACGAAGAUAUAUUUAAAUUUAUACCAACCUCUCCCAAAACAAAAAUCUAGUUUCAUAAAAUAGAUCCUUUUAAACCACCUGAUGAAAUACCCAACGUAUAUUAAUUACCUCUAUAUCUAGGAUAUAAGUGCUCUAUCCAUAUAUGAUGAUUAAGUUGACGAACUGCCAAGUUAAAGAAUACCUCAUAUAAUUUAAACAACAAACCUCAAACCUAAAACUCAAAUGUAAUUUUCAUAUUUAAAUUCAAAGACGUGAAUUAAGAUUGUCUAUAUCCCCUCGUUCCUCUUACAACAAUGAAUUCCCCCACACACUAACAAAUAGAAGUUGUAAAUAUACAAAAGAAAUUCCAUGUUUAUAUUUAAAAUCCUAUACAAUGACUAAAAGAACUAUCAUCUAUUUCCAUGCCAAUUGUGAAGAUCUGAAAUCUUCUUACAAUCUAAUAGACUUCCUCAGACAUAAUAUGAGAAUGAAUAUUUUAGCUGUUGAAUAUCCAGGCUAUGGAAUUUAUCAAGGUGAACCAAAUGAAGAAGUUAUUUUAAAAGAUGCUGAAUACAUUUAUAAGUAUGUGGCCUUUCAUUCCGGAAUAGAGGAAUAGAAUAUAAUAUUAAUGGGAAGAUCUAUAGGAACUGGAGUUGCAUGUCAUGUAGCAUCAUUGUUUAAGCCAGCUACUUUAGUUUUGAUAUCUCCAUUUCUAUCCUUAUAAGAAAUCGUUUCAGAAAAAUAUCCUUUUUUAAGGAAGAUACUUAAAGAGAGAUUUACUAAUAAAGAUAAAAUAUUAAAAGUCAAAUCUCCUCUAUACAUUCUGCAUGGACUUAAAGAUUCAGUUGUUUCAGUAGAUCAAGCUAAAAAACUUUAUGGUAAUUUUAAUUUCUAUAAUUUGUAAAUAGAAUUAUGUAGAUGUCCAUGUUUAAUUAGAACACCACCUGAAAUGACUCAUACAAGAUUUCAAUUUGAAUAAGAUUUAGCCUUGCCUCUUCUAGGAUUCAUGAGAUAAUUGAAUAUACUUUGA
Messenger RNA from Paramecium primaurelia, 1104 nucleotides. The record is from the annotation of a GenBank genome assembly. NCBI's taxonomy places the organism in Eukaryota, Ciliophora, Oligohymenophorea, Peniculida, Parameciidae.